UGAGCUCGAAUAGACCAAGUCUUGUGUUUAAGUGGAGAAGGGUAGAGGGAUGGGGUUAUUAUUGACUAGUUUCAAAGCUGAAACAACAGUUUGUUGGUUAUAAGAUAGGAUGAAAAAACAGCUACCUCAGUAGUGAAAUAGUUAAAGCUUUACAGGUUAAUAAUUUGAAACGCUGGUGAUUACUGAUUAGCACUCACUAGGAUCCUUUUUUACGUCUUCUAUGAGCGUUUGUGGACAAAAAGGAAUGUUCAGAUGAGGUUAGUUAUUGUGUCAACCACGAUUGUGUCGAACCUGGCCAUUACAUCCCUCUUGUAAUAUCCCAUAUAGUCUUAAAUUGGCUUUUAGGGUUAUGUUGCUCAAGAGGUUCACCAAGAUUCUGUUGAUGAGAUAGUUGGACCACAUACACUUCCUAUGACGACGAUGAUAAGGAGCUUUAGAAAUAGUGGAAUAAUGACUUAAAACCUACCUCAUCCACAUUACUUCUUAACCUAGCCCAGUAGUACCAUGAUUAUCUUCGAUAUUAAUCGAGUUCUAUUUGGUGAAAAAUUGACAAUGCAUCAAUAAACUGAGAGUAAAUACUCAAUGUCUAAUACUGUAUCCGAGUUGUAUGUUAGCUGCAAGUAAGUUAUGAUAUCCCAACUCAAUUGAUAUGGCCGUAGACCAAAGAUUUGGUCUGCUUGAACAUGAUGGUAGUACGAUUUUUGGUGGUUUAGUAUGUUGCAUAUCAGAGUUAUUGCAGCUAGUGAUUCUAGACUUCAUGGGGGUCAACAUAUUGGUGCAUAAGGUUCAAGUACGCUGUCAUUCUGCUGCUAUUAUGUGUAUGAAGGUGAAUAGUAGUGCAUUAACUGGUUAGACAAGGUGAGCUUUGGAGAACAAAGGAUCAAAUUUCUUCAGAAGGGGGAGGAUAAACACUUGUUAGAACAACUUUAAGAGUUAAAAGAGUUUUAGAGUGAGAUAUAAUGUGACUGGGAAUCUAAUUUUUGCCCGACAGAAGGAAAACAAUCCUAUUGGUCAUCUGCUUUUCAACAUAUUGUCGAAGCUUCAGAUUCACAGUAUCAAGCAUAAGAAAGAGAUUUAGAGAGAGAUAUAGUUUUUUCUAAUAACUAGGAUGUGAAAUCAAGUCUUUGAAAGAGGAGAAUUUUAAUAUGUGGACUGAAAGAGUGUAACGAACAUGUAAUCCUCUCAGUAAUCAUGCUAAACUCCUGGAUCAUUUGAGUCAGUUGUGCAUUUCAUGAUUUUUCAAAACAAUUGGAGUUACUUCCACUGCUAGACGACGGAAGGGAUAGAGAAGAAUGGUGGUCUGUGUUUAGCAUAUUUAAGUUUAUUUCUAACAGCCAUCUUGAGUGAGUCAAAACGCUCAAAGCAACAUCUCAGCCUUUGUGUAUUUGAUAGUCUAUGCUUUUGAUUGCCAAUUUCUCCAGGAUUUCCUUCUGGAGUUGCAACUGAUACCCCUCUAUUCGCAUUAUUUGGGGGCGGGAGGUGGGGUUGUGCUAGAUCAACGGCAAAGUUGUUUCCGUGUGACCACAAGUUUGAGCUAUGAAAUCAGCCACAAUUUCUUACAUCAGGGUAAGCUGCCUCCUCACCUACCUUUUGGGGCGAUCCUGGGUGAACCGUGUGGUUCGUGCACUGAGCUAUCCUUUUAGUUGUUUCACAUCUAUGAUGACUGUAUUAGAUGCUGGAAGUGGUUUCAAUCUUUGAAUGGGCUUGUAAGAUUGCUCAAAUUCAUAAUCUGAGUCUUUCAAGUUACAAACUGCCCGAGGUAGUAAUUAUCUCGUGAAAUUAGUUGAGGUACAUAUAAGCUGAUUUGGACAGAAGAAGAAUGUUAGAAAGUGUUUUUAAGCAAAAAAGAAAAAAAAAAGAAGGGGACUUAUUGACUUCGUCAUGACAACGAAUUCAUGCUAAGACGGAAACAUGGAUGUUUACGAAUUUAUGUGUGACAAACUAUCAAUUCAAAAUAAAUGUUAUAGCUACAGUUUCAUUUAAUUUUAAUUCACAAUAAACUUUUUGUCAUUCGUCUCUCUCUCCCCUGAAUCUUGCUCGUUACUCUUUGGUUUGUCACAGAUGACUAAAUUAAUUUUUUUUUCAAGUUUUAUACCUGAACUAUUUAAUUAUUGAUCAAAUCACACACCAACUAUAAAUUGUUCUAUUUUACCACCUGAAUAUAGUGAUAUUUCAAAUAGAAAAAAGGAACAAUCGACAUUUAAUAUGUAUUUUGAUAAAUAACUAUAAUAGCUAAAAUAGAAAACUCAUUUACCUAAUUAUUCAAACAUAAAACUUGAAAAACCAAAAUAACAUUUCAUAACAAUUUUGUUAUGCUAUUACUAAAAUGACAUUUAUUUUGAGACGGAGCACGGGAGUAUUAGAUAACCACAAAAUCAUUAGAAGACAAGUGUGCUUAUAAUUUAUCAAAAACUCAGUGCUAACUGACAAAACCAACGGUAACUUUCUUUUCAAACCGUUGUGUCCUCCAAAAACACUCCAUCUUUUCCCCUGUUUUUUUUCUUUUCAUCACAAUUUCCCAUUAAUCAUCAUCAUAUUCAUAAUUUUUUUCCAUUGAAGAACCCAAUCAUAAAGAAAAAAAUGAAGUGUUUUACAUGUUGUUUUCGUACUAAUUCCAAUCACAAGAAAAUCAUCACAAAAAAGUCAUGUAGUAACAAGAUCAAUAGUAUCUCUCCUCAAGCUCUCCAGGAUUUGCUCGAGACUCGCGAAAAAGGUGAAGAUAUUGUAGCCAUUAAUGGUACAAAAGAAGAAGUUAAUCACCACGACAAGAUUGUGAAAUCCAUAAACCUCAUCGAAGAAUCAAAGGAUAUAAUUAACAGAGAGAAUUUGCUCGAGUUCGAUGAGAAUAGCGAAGCUGAUGUAGACGCCAUUGAUGCUAAAAAAGAAGCUCGACACAAGAUUGUGAACUCCAUUAACCUGUUUGAAGAAUCCAAGGACGAGGAGGAAGAAGAAGAAGAGUCGAAUAAAAGCAGCAAAAAUGAUGAGGGCUUAUUAUCAAAUCAAGUUUCUGCAGAUUGCUCGGAGUAUCUGAGCAAUUUGCAGAAACAUAACGGAGAAGAAGAAGAAGAAGUGGAAGAGGUUUCAAAUUCAAGUGUGUCAAGCUAUAUAUCUUAUCCUCAGUUUCAUCGAUAUCAUUGUUGCAGAAACAGCAAUGAUGAAUUCGAAGAUAUUGAUCUCGAAGAUGAAGCUAACAAUAACGAUGAUGGAAAUGAAUUGAUUCGUGAAGAGUCGUCUUACGAGUCAUUGUUUUCACUCUCCAUAGACAACUCCACUCGGAAUGGAAAUAAUCCCAUCCCCGAAAUCAUGUGCGACAAGGAGGAGGUCAACAGUCCAUUGAAACCUAUGUUGCUGAGACGUUUCAAAAAUGUUGACAUACUUGUAUCGGAACCUCAAGAAGUAGUGCAUUUUCAACACGAAUGUGACAACAGUUUUGAAGAGUCCGAGCAACAUAGAUCACCGGUAUUGAAUCCAAUUCGAAAUCCAUGUCUAUUGAAAGACACUGGCAUUACAACGCCUCCAUCACUAUUGAAUCAACAAGAGGAGAAGGAGAACAUUGAUAUGAAUCUUCUUGAUUUUAGUACCACGUAUAAUCGUGCAAAAGAAGAGCCUAAUUUGAAGCGCCAAGAGAAUGAAAUCGCGGUUGAUGCUAGUCUCUCAAGCUGGUUAGUUGAAUGUUCUCAAGACGAUACGCCAAAUUCUAAAAACAGUGUUGGUUCUGUCGGAAAUUCACCUUCAGAGAGAUGCGUAGGGCUUAUUGAUGGACCAAUUUUAGGAGCAUUGUUAGUAGAAGAGCUCAAAGAUGAAAAGCCAAUUGUAAUAGGGACUAUUGGGAGCUAUUUGAGACAUACAGGGCAAGCUACUGGUGUUUCAUCUUACUGAGGCAUUUCGUCGAGCAGGCAGCACACUCCCGGGAGGGAGGUAUAUGCGCUUUAUUUUUACACGUAUUAUGUUAAGUUUGUAUUGUUAUUCCAUAUUCAACUAUUCAAUAGUUUUAAAGAUAGUUAAAUUUGUAUAGCAUUUUUUUUACAUGAAAGUGGAGUUUACCAGACCAAUGAAUAUCAUCCCUUUGAGGUCUGAUUAAUUUCAAUUUAUAUAAAAGUUUUAACUUUGAAGUAUAGUGUAUGACAAAUAUCAUGAAUUAUCCUGUAAUAAAAUUAGUGGUUGCUUAUAGCUA
Molecule: messenger RNA, 4174 nt
Organism: Solanum pennellii
Lineage: Eukaryota; Viridiplantae; Streptophyta; Magnoliopsida; Solanales; Solanaceae
Exons: 4
Coding region: 2581-3879 (432 amino acids)
Biological process (GO): male meiosis II
Source: RefSeq, a predicted model, not a curated record